Messenger RNA from Paralichthys olivaceus (Japanese flounder), 1389 nucleotides. NCBI's taxonomy places the organism in Eukaryota, Metazoa, Chordata, Actinopteri, Pleuronectiformes, Paralichthyidae. The record is from RefSeq and is a predicted model, not a curated record.
AUCAGUGCGCAUGCGUGGGUUUGACCUGCGGCAAAGAAGAAGAAAGUCGCUUUGAGUCAGAGCUGCAGAAACCACAGGACUGCUUCGUUUAUCCGCCAUGAAAAACCUGCACUUCAAAGAUUUCUUCUGGAACUCGGACCUGACCUGCACUGGAGGAUAUGAUGUCAUCAUUCAGUAUCUCAAUGAUGGCAAGAGAACGUGCAAGGAGGUGGAGGACUUCCUGAAGGCCAGGGCUUCAAUUGAAGAGAAAUACGCCAAAGAUCUCCUUGGUUUGUCCAAGAAGGUUUGUGGACACAAUGAGAUGAACACAUUGAAAAGAUCGCUGGAUGUGUUCAAAUUACAGACUGAACAUGUGAGUCUAUCACACCUACAACUGGCACAGAGCAUGAAGGAGGAGGCCAAGAAACUGGAGGAAUUCAGAGAAAAGCAAAAAGAAGUGAGGAAAAAGACUGAACAACAGAUCGAUGCUUUGCACAAACAGAAGUCUUCACAGUUCAAGAAGACAAUGGAUUCAAAGAAGACGUAUGAGCAGAAGUGCCGAGAUAAAGAAGAAGCUGAUCAGAAUGUGAAUCGAAACACCAACACUAACAACACUAAGCACAUGGAGAAGCUCUACUCAAAAGCGCAGCAAGCAAAGCAGAACUCAGAGGAAGCAGACAGGUUAUACCAGCAGAAUGUGACCACAAUGGGGAAGGUCAGGGACGAAUGGCUGAAGGAACAUGUGAAGGCCUGUGAGAUGUUUGAAAAACAAUCUAUGGAGCGAAUCAACUUUCUGAGGAACACGGUGUGGACUCAUCUAAACCAGCUCUCCCAGCUGUGUGUGACCAGUGACGAGCUGUAUGAAGAAGUGAGAAAAUCGCUAGAGCAGUGUGACGUCUGGGAAGAUAUCGAACACUUUGUAAACCUCCGGCGGACCGGUGAUAAACCACCAGCUCCGGUUUCGUAUGAGAACUUCUACAGCAGUCAGAAGUCUCCCAGUGGAGCCCCACCCUCUCGACUGCCUCCACCAAUCACCAGGAGAGGGCCGUUACCUGAUCCAACACACAGCAGAGAAGAUGAUAUAAUCUACUCAACAGUGCAGGAUGCAAGCUACAGUGUUAUCCAGUACUGACCCACAGAUACGCUGCAGCAGUUACUGUGUGUCCUGUGCAGAGCUGGAGCUUUGUCACAUUGUGACAUUAAGUUUAUCUACGUCUUUCUACUUCCUCCUUUGUGCUUUCCUGUGAAGAUAAUUUCUUACCAGGUGGAAACGAGUGUCAUAACUGUGUACAAAUACACGGCUGAUUUGAGGUUAUCUGGUAUUUUAAACGCAUUUCGCUGUGUUAUAAACAGUAAAUUUGUUUCAUUUUAGGGAUUUUUUGUGUGUUUUUAUAAUCAAAACUGGCUAAA